AUGAGCGAAUACCAAUCUAAUAUCUUUGUUAAUCGUGCUUGCGCCUUCAUAAAUUCCGGAAAUGAUCCCAUGAUUCAAAAUCAGGUGAUCGAUAAUCCACAACUUAUCAAACUUUCAUUCCCACCAGAAAUUAAUCCACAUGAUUUGGUUGUUUUUCACCCCGAUGGUCGUGUACCUAAAACUCCUAAUGCCUUUAUGAUUUAUCGAAAAUUGUUUGUUGAAACUGCUCGUGCAAGUGGUUAUAACUUGCCAAUGAAUAUUAUCUCUCUAAUGGUAUCUCGAUCAUGGGAACAAGAACCCGAGGAAGUAAAAAAUGAAUAUAAAAGAAUCUCCAAAGAAGCCUUUGACUAUCGUAAUGAAUUAUUUCCUAAAGUAAAACUUCAAAAGAAAAGAAACCAAUGGAAAACUGUUUCAUUUGAUAAACCUUCUGUUCGUAAAGUUAAAAUUCCUAAACUCAUGAAAUCUGUCAAUAAACCUAAUAAAUCUACAAAAUGUAAACAACUUGAAUCACCAGUAUCUGAACUCCAAGCUUCUCCUAACAAUGAUUUAUUAUCUCCCAAACUUGAUGAUUUAAGUGAUAUUGAUAUGAAUUCACCAAUUUUUGAUCUUGAUUUAUUUAAUGAUUGGGCAGAUUUCUUCAGUAAUCAAAAUACUUAUCCGAGUCCCGACUUAUCAAUAACAUCUAGUAGUGAUAGUUCUCCGAGUCUAAAUAAUUUUGAUUUUCCAAUUCAAGAGAAUCAACAAGUCAACGAUGAUAUCAUAAAUAACCUUUUAUUCAUUGGUGAAAACCAGUCUCCUAUAUAUGAUAGUCUCGGAAUUUUCGAUUUCUCUAAUGAAAUCUUUGAUAUUCAGAACAAUUCCAUUUUAGAUAAUAUGAUCAUUCCUAACGACCAAUUAUCUUUCUUUCCUAAUUUAUUAAAUACAACAACAAUGAAUCAAGAUACUUUAAAUGAUACAUUGAUCACUUAUGAUAUGAGUUUUAAUUACCAGAUCUAA
Molecule: messenger RNA, 996 nt
Organism: Cetraspora pellucida
Lineage: Eukaryota; Fungi; Glomeromycota; Glomeromycetes; Diversisporales; Gigasporaceae
Source: the annotation of a GenBank genome assembly